CCACACCUGGGCGCGCAGGAGAGACCGCAUCCGCACCUGGGCAGCGCCGGCAGCCUCUGCCCCAUCCCGCCAGGAUGAGCGGCCGCGCCGGGGGAGCCGCGCCGGGCGCCGCGGGGCUCUGCCCCGGCCACGGAUGAGGUCUCUCCUGUGGACACUGAACUCCCAGCUGCCUGUGCCUGUUGCCUGUGAUGGAAGAGCUCGAUGUGAAUGUGAGUUCGAGUGAGGGCUUCGGCAUCGCGGAGAAGAUCGUGCUGCUCUCCUUCAUCUCCGCCGUCAUCCUCAUGGCCAUCCUGGGCAACCUGCUGGUCAUGGUGGCCGUGUGCCGGGACAGGCAGCUCAGGAAAAUCAAGACCAACUAUUUCAUUGUUUCGCUGGCCUUUGCUGACCUGCUGGUGUCGGUGCUGGUGAUGCCCUUUGGGGCCAUGGAGCUGGUUCAGGACAACUGGAUCUAUGGAGAGAUGUUCUGCCUGGUGCGGACCUCCCUGGACGUGCUGCUGACCACGGCGUCCAUCCUGCACCUCUGCUGCAUCUCCCUGGACAGGUACUAUGCCAUCUGCUGCCAGCCCCUGGUGUACAGGAACAAGAUGACCCCGCUGCGCAUCGCGCUGAUGCUGGGGGGCUGCUGGAUAAUCCCAACCUUCAUUUCCUUCCUCCCCAUCAUGCAAGGCUGGAAUAGCAUUGGCAUCAUUGACCUGAUCCAGCAGAGACAGUUCAACAAGGCCUCCAACUCCACCUACUGCAUCUUCAUGGUGAACAAGCCCUACGCCAUCACCUGCUCCGUGGUGGCCUUCUACAUCCCCUUCCUGCUGAUGGUGCUGGCCUACCACCGCAUCUACGUGACGGCGCGGGCGCACGCGCGGCAGAUCCGCCUGCUGCAGCGCGCGGGGAACCCGGCCGAGCCCCGCCAGGGCCCCCAGGAGCCACGGCAGCACCCCCCCGACCAGCACAGCACCCACCGCAUGAAAACCGAGACCAAAGCCGCCAAGACCCUGUGCAUCAUCAUGGGCUGCUUCUGCCUCUGCUGGGCCCCCUUCUUCGUCACCAACAUCGUGGAUCCCUUCAUUAACUACACGGUGCCCGGCAAGCUGUGGACGGCCUUCCUGUGGCUGGGCUACAUCAACUCGGGCUUGAACCCUUUCCUCUACGCCUUCCUCAACAAGGCUUUCAGACGUGCCUUCCUCAUCAUCCUGUGCUGCGGCGACGAGCGCUACCGAAGGCCUUCCAUCCUGGGCCAGACCGUGCCCUGCUCCACCACCACCAUCAACGGCUCCACGCACGUGCUGAGGUACACAGUUUUACACAACGGGCACCACCAGGAACAAGAGAAGCUUCCCAUCCACACCGACCUCGAAUCCCAAGAGUCCUGUUUCUAGUCCUGGCCCAGAAGAGGAGGAACAGAGGAUGGCCCAAGGAUUCACAGACAGCAGGACUUGAAAAUUCAUCCAUCUGCAUUGUCGUGGUGCCUCCUGCAGUGAAUUCCCAGGAAUGUCCAGCUGUGGGAGCUGGGUGGGGGCAUGGGGAGGGACAGGACUCUGUCCCUGCAGGAGCAGCUGGAGCCCUGCUCCAGGAGCGAGGCAUUCCUGGCAAAGCCAGGACCAAAACAGCUCCAAACCACCCAGCCAGGGGCUCCUGCUGCUCCUUUCCAGCUGCUCCUUUCCAGCUGCCCCCUGCUCAGCUCACAGCUGUGGGGUGGCACUGAACUGCUCCAUCCCUGCUGGCUCUGCCUGGAGCCCGGGCACUGCCAGGGGAGGAGCAGCCCCACGUUUUCUCCAGGAGAACAAGAGGAAAUGUUUGCUGCCCUUUGGUUGCAGCCCUGCUGCUGCUCCCCCCACCCUGCAGAGCUCUGGAAGAUCCUGGUGGUGUUUCCUGGCCGAGGAGGAUCCCAGGGUGUGCAGGAGCUCAGUGGGACCAGCAGGGCCGGCCCAGCUCAGAGCCAUGGCCCUGCUCUGCCAUUCCCAGUGGAUGGGACGUGCCCUGGAGCCCAGAGCUGUCCCCAUCCCUGCCCUGAGCUAACUUUGGGCAUUCUGAGGCAGCAGAAGCUUGGCCAGGAGCCAGAGCCAAUGGAUCACUAAGUG
Messenger RNA from Vidua chalybeata, 2075 nucleotides. It is a transcript of the gene HTR4, whose product is annotated as 5-hydroxytryptamine receptor 4. Gene Ontology annotation, biological process: chemical synaptic transmission; adenylate cyclase-activating adrenergic receptor signaling pathway; regulation of appetite. The coding region runs from base 189 to 1373 and encodes 394 amino acids. The record is from RefSeq and is a predicted model, not a curated record. NCBI's taxonomy places the organism in Eukaryota, Metazoa, Chordata, Aves, Passeriformes, Viduidae. Gene Ontology annotation, cellular component: plasma membrane. Gene Ontology annotation, molecular function: G protein-coupled serotonin receptor activity. The transcript is spliced from 7 exons.